UCGCGCCAGCGACAACCUCAACGUCAUUCCUCCCAACCCAAGCAGGAUCUCGAUAAACAAACAACAAAACCUCCACACAUGCAUCUUCGCCCACCACUCUCGAAACUCGACCACUUCACAAUUGAUCCAGUUGUGACAACUCCUAUCAAGACAUUGGCACCAUCUCCUUCUUGGCACCCAGAAGCAGGAUCUCUUCGUGUUAAGGAUGCCCAGGAAACACCACGCAGACACGUUAACACCGACAACAACACUACGAAACCCGUUUUUGAAAUGCCUUCUACCGCUUCCUACGUCCAGGCAAUGCCCUCAAGCCCUGUUCAGAUUCCCGUGAGGCCGAGGUCGCGCGACGCUGCCCACCAGCAGAAGCAGCGUCGCCACACUGUUGACCGGAAACAUCACUCGUCGCCCCGUCCCAGGGAUGUGCACUCCCCCGAUGCUAUUCCAUCCUCGGUGGCCGCCCUACUUGCCAUGACGAGCAUCCCAAAACCAAGGGCUGCCCGAAGCGCUCGUCAGGCCAAGACUCUUCGGGAGAGGAGGAUGACAGUUGAUGCCAUCAUUGCCCAGUCACACGAGUCUGAGAAGGAAUUCAGUCUUUCGUUGGGUAACAAAGGCCCUUUGGACCUGCUUCUGACACCACCUGAGCUCCUGGAGGACGACGAUUCUUCCUCUAUCAGCGAUAGCAACAUCGGGUCUUUGCUCUCGUCCAGGACUCUCUCAUCAGACUCGACGCCAUCGCUCAGCGAUUCUUUCGACACCGAUACGCUUUCGCGACGCAAGAUCCACCCAACCAGACGGUCUUUGGAGCCCGUAUUAUCCCCCACGGGAGAGCUGGAGGGCCACCCAUUAUCAUCUCCCGAAAUUGUGGAUGACGAGCUGGAUUUCCGCGUUUUUGAGGACAAGCGCGAAGAGGUGGAGGAAAAGAAGCACUCCAGGCUCGGUUUCAGACCCUUCAAGUCGGUAUUCAAGUCGAACCUUACUGCGUCAUUGCGUGCGCUUCGUCAAGCUGCCAAGUCCUUUUCGAAUCUCAACUUCCCGUCCAUUCCCCCAGAGGACUUCCUUACCCGAUCGAUCUUGACACUCGACCCACAAGUCCCCUUUACCGAUGAACGCAGGCCCCCGCUGCUCGAAGAGGAGCCGACGGCCGCUCUGCGUCGCUACCUUAACCCGACUACGACGGUCCGGCUGGAGCAGCCUCACUCUGCCACCCAAGCGCCGACUACCAAAGUGUUCACGGCGUCUAUUCAGAUGCAAACGUACAGGGUUCAGCGAGCCCGGGGCUCCUCUACUUCCUCCGGUCGGGUCCCUUGCCCAUCUGUCGGUCUCUCAUCCACGUCGCAAGCGCAGCAACCUUCCAACGCCAAAUCCGAGUAUCCUAUGCCUGGACCAAGACAGCGCGAGAUGCGCGAGAACUCUGAUUUCAUUCGCAUUGCGGUUAUGGAGAUGGCCAUGCGGAAAUGCGGCAAGCUUGAUGAUCAGAAGCCAGGCCGAGCUCGGUGGGCGCUUCCUCCCCGUAAGACGAGCACGAAGCCGUAUGUGGUUGGCGCUGACGGGGUGCCUGCUCGAUGGGUCGCCGUCACUUACACGUGCUAGCUACAUAGCUGGCGCGUCUGAAAGAUCCACCAACACCAGACCCCGACGCAUAAAACAUGUCUGGCUCGAACGGGAACCAAUGCUCUCCGCAUUUGGUCCCUAGGAGCUAAGAGCAACCUCUUACGUCACAUUUCGCCGAACCCCUUCGUCCCGGCUGACAAAGUCUUACUGCCAUGCGCGUUUCUGCAGCGCUGUCGGCCACUUAUGUCCUGCACCCAGUAGGGGUAUGGUCAUUGCUCGAUAUCCACCAGCUCACAGCAAUAUUGGCGGGCACUAUUUACCGCAAGUGAAGUUGGAUGGAAAUUUUCCCCACUGGCUGCUUGGGUUUUCUUUUCGGUGUCAAGAAUUCGAUCGGCCGCCGUCGCUCUGGGAUGGCGGACAAGCCCCCCGUUCACUAUGCGUGGGAGUGGGUCCGUCAACUCCCGCUUUUUUGCUGUCACCAAGAUGGUUCGAUGCUCUUCGACAUGCGCUCGAUUGAACUUCCGGGGGAAUAAGAAACUGCAUGCGGACAGAUCGAUUAUUUGUUGCUCAUCGCCCGCGGAAGUUCAGUCCAACGUCUUCUGAUGAGCCACCACGCGACUGCAGCCAGAUCAAAGUCUUCUCGAGCCUUCGGGAUUCUCGGCUUUAGGGGUUUGUUCGUUGGUCGAGAACAUUGGUGCGGCAACCUGGAACACAAUGUGGCCUUCGGCAUUAUUACCCCUUCAGGUGUCGGUCAUAUUUUUGCCGGAAAACCCACCGUGUACAUUUGUUUAUUUUUCUCUCUCAUCUUGUGUUCUGCAGCAUUGCAUCGUUACAUACCCAUCUCCUUUCCAUUGUUACACAAUGCCCCUCCCGCCUUUUUGGAUAUGGCGAAAGGGGACAGCACAUCAUCAUCAUUAUCAUCAGCGUUAUUCUAGCAUCUUGUUAUUACCUGGCAUGGCAUUUGGAGAGGCGUUUCAGAACUUGGUUAUUGGAUUUUGGUUGGUGGUUGGUUCCAAUUGUCUUGGACACGUCGAGAAAUGAGAUACCAUCUUCGCAUACAUGUGGGUAUUUACCUUUGAGAGGGUUGUGAAGAGAACACACAAGUAGAUACAUAUCUAUAUUACUAUAUCUAUCCAACC
Messenger RNA from Neurospora crassa OR74A, 2690 nucleotides. RefSeq lists its product as hypothetical. Lineage: Eukaryota; Fungi; Ascomycota; Sordariomycetes; Sordariales; Sordariaceae. The record is from RefSeq and is a predicted model, not a curated record. Bases 79 to 1590 code for a protein of 503 amino acids. The transcript has 2 exons.